This is a messenger RNA of Marasmius oreades (fairy-ring Marasmius), 1359 nucleotides long. RefSeq lists its product as uncharacterized. The coding region runs from base 1 to 1359 and encodes 452 amino acids. The record is from RefSeq and is a predicted model, not a curated record. Gene Ontology annotation, molecular function: pyruvate dehydrogenase (acetyl-transferring) kinase activity. The transcript is spliced from 9 exons. Gene Ontology annotation, biological process: protein phosphorylation; regulation of glucose metabolic process. NCBI's taxonomy places the organism in Eukaryota, Fungi, Basidiomycota, Agaricomycetes, Agaricales, Marasmiaceae. Gene Ontology annotation, cellular component: mitochondrion.
AUGUCCGCAGCGUUUAGAAUCACAUCGGCGUUAUGGGAUAAAAUCCAUCACUUUGCCUCGUUUCCUCAGACCGGAGUCUCUCUCCAGCAAAUGGUUUUGUUCGGCCACAAUCCAAGUCAAGGAACUUUGUUGAAAGCGAGUCAGUUUGUUGCAGGGGAAUUGCCUGUUCGCCUCGCUCAUCGGGUCAAAGAACUCGACGAACUACCCCACGAUUUGAACAGAAUGCCUUCAAUAAUUAAAGUCAAGAAUUGGUAUGCCCAAAGCUUCGAGGAGUUAAUAUCCUUCCCCCCAAUACCGCCCUUGAAACCAGAAAUACGUCAAGCACUGAUGACGACUUCCGAGCCAGAACAGUCAUUACCCGAAACUACGCCAAAUCCAUCGCUCGACCAGUAUAUCGACAUGAUGGUCGACGGCAACGAUGUACCUGCUGCGAAUCUACACAGGAACGGAGGUGACGGUGCUGGCGCGUUCGACAAAGUCAAAAUGAGAGUGCCGGUGGAGAAAAGAUACUAUGCAGCUCCUAAACAGUCCAUUCAGUGGCCACCUGAAAUCCGCGACUACAACCAUCGUUUCACGAAGACGCUGGAGGCAGUCAAGACCCGCCAUGAUCCCACCGUAUCGACUGUUGCUCAAGGCGUUCUUGAGUGGAAACGCUCUCGCAACGAGAAACAUAUCAAGUUGGAUAUACAGCAGUGGCUAGAUCGGUUCUACAUGUCGCGAAUUGGGAUACGGUUCUUGAUUGGGCAGCACGUAGCCCUCAACAGACAAGAACCCCAUCCAGACUACGUUGGUAUCAUCUGUACCCGUGCGAAUGUCCGUGAUAUCAUGCAAGAAGCGAUCGAAAACGCGCGUUUUGUAUGCGAGGAGCAUUACGCACUUUUGUCAUCUCCCGCGGUACAGCUUAUAUGUCCCAACGACCUCACUUUCCCAUAUGUGCCGGGCCAUCUGUCUCAUAUCGUCUUCGAACUUUUGAAGAACUCUUUAAGAGCCGUCGUGGAACGGCAUGGAACCCACAAGGAGAAUUUCCCUCAUAUUAAAGUCAUUGUUGUGGAGGGCAAAGAGGACAUCACUAUCAAGAUUAGCGAUGAGGGUGGAGGAAUUCCUCGUAGUGCGAUGGGGUUGAUUUGGACGUAUAUGUACACUACUAUGAAAUUAGGACCUGAACAAGAUCUUGAAGACGAUUUUCGCGCCAGUGACUUUAAAGCACCGAUGGCUGGGUUUGGAUACGGUUUACCGUUGAGUAGACUUUACGCGAGAUAUUUCGGGGGAGAUUUGAGGUUGAUUUCAAUGGAUGGGUUUGGGACGGAUGUGUAUAUUCACCUGAACAGGCUGUCGAGCAGUCGCGAGCCGUUACCGUGA